Molecule: messenger RNA, 1267 nt
Organism: Drosophila willistoni
Lineage: Eukaryota; Metazoa; Arthropoda; Insecta; Diptera; Drosophilidae
Gene: dbe
Product: KRR1 small subunit processome component homolog
Exons: 1
Coding region: 99-1142 (347 amino acids)
Cellular component (GO): nucleolus; small-subunit processome
Molecular function (GO): RNA binding
Source: RefSeq, a predicted model, not a curated record
AGGUUUUUAUUUUCCCUGGCAGUCUGGCAACUCUUUAAUAUAACGUGCUGAUCGAAUUUUAUACAAAAAGAGGAUUUCUGAACAAUAAACAAAUAAAUAUGAGUGAUUCUGAGUCGGAGGAGGCAACCAAAAUCAACACCGAUCCCGUGGACAAUGCCUGGUCUCUAAAAAUACCCGCCUUUAAGGAGACAGACAACCCACAUGGCAUGAUUGAAGAAAGCUCCUUUGCCACACUUUUCCCCAAAUAUCGUGAGAAAUACUUAAAAGAAGUAUGGCCCCUCGUUGAGCAGGCUGUGGGCGAACACCACCUCAAGGCAGAACUCGAUUUGGUGGAGGGCAGCAUGGUGGUGAAGACAACACGCAAAACCUGGGAUCCUUAUAUCAUAAUUAAAGCGCGAGACAUGAUUAAGCUGAUGGCUCGCAGUGUUCCCUUUGAGCAGGCCAAACGUGUAUUGCAGGACGAAAUUGGAUGCGAUAUCAUUAAAAUAGGCAAUCUAGUCCAAAAGAAGGAAAAAUUUGUGAAGCGCCGGCAGCGUUUGAUUGGACCCAAUGGAGCCACAUUAAAGUCCAUUGAGCUGCUUACUGAUUGCUAUGUUCUUGUGCAAGGCAACACUGUCUCAGCCUUGGGGCCUUACAAGGGUCUGCAGCAGGUGCGCGAUAUAGUCCUGGAGACGAUGAACAAUGUCCAUCCCAUUUACAACAUCAAAGCUUUAAUGAUCAAGCGUGAAUUGAUGAAGGACCCCAAAUUGGCUAACGAGGAUUGGUCACGUUUCUUGCCCAAAUUCAAAAAUAAAAACCUCAGCAAACGGAAGCAACCGAAGGUUAAGAAACCCAAAAAGGAAUAUACACCCUUCCCGCCAGCUCAGCCGGAGAGUAAAAUUGACAAACAAUUGGCAAGUGGUGAAUAUUUCCUCAACAAAGAACAGAAGCAGGCCAAAAGACAACAAGAACGCCAGACCAAGCAAGCAGAGGCAGCUAAGAAGCAGGAUGAGCGGCGCAAUAAGGACUUCAUUCCACCUACAGAGGAACCACCAACGGGUAGCAAAAGGAAGGCAAAUGAUAAUGACAGUUCCGAUAGCAGGGUAGACGUCCAAUCCCUAAAAGCGAAGCUCCUUAAGGCUAACAAAAAGUCAAAGAGCUGAAAGAGUGUACGAUUAGUUUUGUAAUUUUUGUAUUUAAGCCUAAUAGUAGCGUGAAAUGGUUAUGGAAAAUAGUUUUUAUUUUCCUCUCUUUUACCGACUCGUAAUAAAACCUUGUGCAAAUUAUA